UUUUCAAAGCUUUUUCCCAAAUAAAAUUUCACAUGAUUAUUGCUAUAUACUAGCAUCAUAGUUCAAGGCUGAUACACCUACCAAAAAUGAGCGGCGGCGGCGGAGGAGGAGGACUAAGCAAUUUAGGCAUUUCUCUAGUGAUAAUAUUCACAAUCGCGCUUAUCGCAAUCUUUGCGCAGGUUUUCUACAUCAUUUGGCGCCGCCUUGCCUUCCGCCGUCGAACCAGUGCCGGUGGAGACGGAAUCUCGCGCUACUCUUCGUCGGAAUCCACACCGUCAAAGGAGCUCCUCUAUUUCUUCUGCGUAAGACCUCAGCUGGACCUCGAUCGCACCUCGAUUUCAGGAGGCGUCGACGGAAGGAAUUCGAAUCGUGAAUCGGAUGUGGAGGUAAUUGACAUCGAUUUGCUCAAAAUUCAAGGAGUGUUUGGACCGCCGAGAUUUCUGUUCACCAUCAAAGAGGAGGAGAGAGAGGGCACGGAGUCGCUUCCUGCUGAAGAUGAGGCGACGGAAAUUGUUGGUGAUGAGAAGAGAGGCGGCGUUAGUUUGGAGGAGUGUUUUCGGUCGGAGGAAGAGACGGCGGUGGUGGUAGAGGUGAAGACUGACGAUUGCAGUAGAGAUGAUGAUGCGACGCCGUUUUCGACGCCUUGCGCUUCGCCACUGUAUUUCACUCCGACGGCUUCUCCAGUGCAUGCGGUGGUCAAUGGCCGGUCAACGGGGAUUGCAACCACGGUUGCCGUUUAAAUUUAUUUUUUUGUCCUUUUCAUAAAUGCACCUUAUAAUAUAAUCUUGACACUUUUAGCUCUUCCGAAAUUCAAGUGUUGUUAGUUUUUUAAGUAUUUUGUUUGAACUAGCUUCUAACGCUCAA
Salvia splendens (bonfire salvia) is the source of this 864-nucleotide messenger RNA. RefSeq lists its product as uncharacterized. The record is from RefSeq and is a predicted model, not a curated record. Lineage: Eukaryota; Viridiplantae; Streptophyta; Magnoliopsida; Lamiales; Lamiaceae. The coding region runs from base 87 to 740 and encodes 217 amino acids. The transcript has a single exon.